AUGGCGCCUCCUCUACUCACGGCACAAGAUUGCGAAGGAGCGGUACAUCUCAUUGUUGGAUCAAACCCUUUGGCAAGUGCCAGAUGCGGUAAAAGCAUCGAAGCUGGCGCCAAGCCGAAGAUUGUUGCUCCCACAAAUUCAGAGGUCCAUUACGUCCUAGCAAAAUUGAUCGAGGAUGGUCAGGUCCAAUGGAUCAAGAAGAGCUUUGAGGAUGGAGAUCUUACAUCCCAGGGCAGAGAAGAGGUGGACUAUGUGGUUGAUGCUGUUUUGGUGACAUCAAGCAGCAACACCGCACGGAAUACGCAUAUAUCCCAACUGUGUAGGAGGAAGCGCAUCCCGGUCAAUGUGAUUGAUGCACCCAAUCUUUGCACGUUUACCCUCCUCUCGACACACUCAGAUGGACCGCUACAAAUUGGCAUUACAACGUCUGGAAAAGGAUGUAAGCUUGCUUCACGUAUUCGCCGAGAAGUAGCGGCUUUGUUACCGCCCAGGCUCGGUGAGGCUGUGGAACGGCUCGGAGUGAUGAGGAGGAGGAUAUGGGAGGAAGAUCACAAGACGUAUCAAUAUGGAGGCAUCGCACAAGAAGCGGAAGAUGAUGACGCACCAUCUCAGAGGCCAGCGUUCAAUCGUCUGGUCUCAGAAGACGAUGUGGGAGCGGCGAAGACAAGAAGAUUGCGGUGGCUUUCACAAAUCUGUGAAUAUUGGCCGCUUAGACGCUUAGCCUCCAUUACAGAUGAUGACAUAGAGGCCGUCCUACAAUCCUACUCUUCCUCGACUCAGCAAUUGCAGCAGCCCUUCGACGGCGCAAGCCUAAACAAUGGCAUCCGCGCAAAACCUCAAAUCAUACUUGCGGGAUCUGGACCUGGCUCGCCUGCACUACUCACCAUGGCGACCCAUCGGUCGAUUCAAAAUGCCUCAUUGAUCCUAGCCGACAAGCUUGUACCGGCACCCGUGCUCGACCUAAUACCUCGGCGAACACCUGUCCAUAUCGCCCGUAAAUUCCCCGGCAACGCGGACGCCGCCCAAGAAGAGUUCCUGCAAUUAGGACUAGAAGCCUUAAAGAAGGGCCAUACCGUACUCCGCCUCAAACAAGGCGAUCCCUAUGUCUAUGGGCGGGGCGCAGAGGAAUUUGCAUUCUUCAGAUCGCACGGCUUUACCCCUGUCGUGCUUCCUGGAAUCACGAGCUCUCUCUCAGCACCAUUGUUCGCAGCGAUACCUCCAACACAUCGAAGUGUUGCCGAUCAAGUCUUGAUAUGUACUGGUACAGGCAGAAAAGGCGCUGCGCCAGAACCCCCACCUUACAUCCCAACGCAGACUGUGGUAUUCCUGAUGGCCUUACACAGACUGACCUCGCUUAUUGAUGCCUUGACGGGAGCUGUGUCGACUUCUGAUCCGAGCGAAAAGACAAGAGAGCCGAAACAUUGGCCUCAAGAAGUACCAUGUGCGGUGAUUGAGAGAGCAUCUUGCCCCGAUCAACGAGUCAUCAGGAGCACCUUGCAACAUGUGUGUGCUGCAAUCGAGGAAGAGGGAAGUCGGCCACCGGGUCUUCUAGUCGUUGGUUGGAGCUGCCAGGUACUUAUGGACUUGAAUGGGAAGGGGCGAUGGAUCACCGAAGAAGGUUUUGCUGGCCUUGACGAUAUUGGAGGUCAUCCAGACCUUGUUUAG
Molecule: messenger RNA, 1665 nt
Organism: Bacidia gigantensis
Lineage: Eukaryota; Fungi; Ascomycota; Lecanoromycetes; Lecanorales; Ramalinaceae
Exons: 1
Coding region: 1-1665 (554 amino acids)
Biological process (GO): sulfate assimilation; siroheme biosynthetic process
Molecular function (GO): uroporphyrin-III C-methyltransferase activity
Source: RefSeq, a predicted model, not a curated record